Gopherus evgoodei (Goodes thornscrub tortoise) is the source of this 2275-nucleotide messenger RNA. It is a transcript of the gene LGALSL, whose product is annotated as galectin like. Bases 129 to 644 code for a protein of 171 amino acids. Gene Ontology annotation, molecular function: carbohydrate binding. Lineage: Eukaryota; Metazoa; Chordata; Testudines; Testudinidae. The record is from RefSeq and is a predicted model, not a curated record. The transcript is spliced from 5 exons.
CCGGCCGGGUCAGCGCCCAGCCCUGCGCGGAGCAGCGCCUCUGAGCCCCGUCCCGCUCCCUCCCCCUUCCCGCUGAUCCAGCCCCGCACCGGCCGCCUGCGCCUUCACAACUGCACCGAUUCAACAAGAUGGCGGGAUCAGUGGCGAAGAGGGACGCGCUGAAAAUAGAGGACGGGCAUUUAAACAACUCCUUGGGAUCGCCAGUGCAAGCAGAUGUGUAUUUUCCACGGCUGAUCGUCCCAUUUUGUGGACACAUCAAAGGAGGAAUGAGGCCAGGAAAGAAGAUCUUAGUUAUGGGCAUGGUGGAUCUCAAUCCCGAGAGCUUUGACAUCAGUCUGACAUGUGGGGAAUCAGAAGAUCCUCCUGCAGAUGUAGCCAUUGAACUGAAAGCUGUAUUUACAGACAAACAGUUCCUCAGAAACUCUUGUAUAUCUGGCGAAUGGGGCGAAGAACAGUCAUCAAUUCCUUACUUUCCAUUUAUUCCAGACCAGCCAUUUAGGGUUGAAAUACUUUGUGAGCACCCACGUUUUAGAGUAUUUGUGGAUGGACAUCAGCUUUUUGAUUUUUACCAUCGUAUUGAAACGCUGUCAGCAAUUGACACAAUAAAGAUAAAUGGAGAUCUUCGUCUUACUAAACUUGGCUGACCUAGUGAAAACUGUGGAUUCCAAACUGGCUCAGGUGCCAUCUUCUGCCUGGAAGAUCAGUGACAGCUGCGUUUGGACACAACUAUCAUAGGCAAGCAUCACUGUUUCUUUCCUGUGUGCAGUAAAGAAUAUGUUGAUGAAUUGAACGGAUAUUUAUCCUACUGAAGAAAGCUGUUGAUUUAUAGACACUGAGCCAUUUUUCUUCAGACUGACUAGCCCCUCCAUGCAGUAUAAUCAAAUUAGAAUGGAUUCAGAAAGAUUUACAGACUUGUCAUAAGUUGCAGCAGCUAUUAACCUUCUCAGAGAGAGGCAAUUUCUGAAACAAGUGCUAAAGCCAGCGAUUGAUCCACGAUUUAAAAAACAUUUUUUUUUUCAAAUAGUUUCUGCACUGAAGUGGAUUAGUGUAGCACAGCACAGGGCCAAAUGCUGACAUCCUUAUCCAGGGCCUGAUCCUGUCUCCAUUUAAAUGAAUGGCAAAACUCCCAUUGACUUCAGUGGGUCAUGACUCAUGAUCAAAAUUUCAGUUCUUCAGCUGAGCACAAUUCUCAUUGAUUUCUAUGAGUUUUGCCGAAGAAAGGGGCAGAUCCUCAGCUGAUGUUAAUCAGUAUAGUUCCAUUAACUUCAGUGGAAUUAGGCUGAUUUAUGCCAGUGGAAGAGUUGACUGUGCAAAAAUUGAGUAAGGGCUUCAGGAUUUGGCUUGUAUAUUUUAGUCAGGGUAUUUUGUAUAGAAUGUAGAUUGUUACAAGUUUUUGCACAAUGGAACGUUAAUACAGACUUUGACGCUUACUCGUAGUUUAUUUAUUUAUACUCAUCUCUGUAUGUAUUCUUAGUAAAAAUGAACGAUUUUAUUGACAGUUAAGAACAGCAAAGUAUACGUAUUUUGAAUGUACAAAUGUCUUAGAUUCUUUGGGUAAACUUGACAUAUCAUUAUUGAAGCACUACAGGUGUCUUGCUGAACGAUCGGUUACAUUCUAAUUGUGCCCUCUAGACCCAGAAAGGUAGGGGGUCUGCUCAUGUAUUCACAAUGGACUGUUUUUCAGGACUUUAUAACUUUGCUGUAAAUGUUAAGUCUGAGCUAAAGCGAUUUAAAAAAAAAUCUUAUAUAGAAGGUUUGUAGGUUUAAUUGUGCUUUUUGAAACUUAGUCUGCAGAAUUUAAUUCUGUUCUCAUCCGUUCAUAAUGGGCGCUAGCCUUUUGGGGGUAAGUGGGAAAUUCUCUGCUCGCAUCGAAGGGCAGAAUUUGGUCUUUGGUAUUAAAAUUGAAAAUAGUGUGUGGACAGCCAAGUUAUUAGCACUUGAAAAUCAGCUACUGCACAUGAAUAACUUUUCCAAAGCUUUUAAAAUAAUAAAUAUAGCUCUCUAAACACUGUAGCUGCUCUACACUACGAAUGAACACGGUAACUUUUCAUAGUUUCUUUAGGACUUCAUACACUUUUCCUUGGAUGUACACAAUGGACUACAACAAGUCUUUUUGAGAUGUUCUAGUCAGUAACAUAAACAUUUAUUUAGACAAUUUAUAAAAAUGUAUUAUAGGGACUUUUUAAGACAUGUAUUUUGAAGCCUUUUUUUGUAGUACAACAUUUAAAAAAAAAAAAAAAAAGGAAGAAUAAUCUCUGAACUAUGUUAAAUUUAU